CAGCUGACAAAUGAUGCGCACCCUUCUGCAGAAGUUUGUCUGCCACGUAAGGGAUUUUAGCAGUUAAACUUUUUAAUUUGUGUAUAUUUUGCGAAAGUUUUAACAAUUGUCUUCAAACAUGAUGCUGUUUACUCUUUGUUCCUUAUUGCCAUCACUGUUUGUUUUUGUCACUGGUGGAAAACUUCCAGAAGCCGAUGUGAAAAUCGAGGUGAUGCACAAACCUUUUCAGUGUCACCGAAAAUCAAAGUAUGGAGACAUGCUUCUUGUUCAUUACGAGGGAUUCCUGGAGAGCAAUGGCACUAUGUUCCAUUCCAGCCGCAAACAUGGGGACAGAAAUCCAGUCUGGUUCACUCUUGGGAUCCGAGAGGUGCUUAAAGGUUGGGACAAGGGUCUGCAGAAUAUGUGUGCUGGAGAGCGCAGGAAGCUGACUGUCCCUCCAUCACUGGGAUACGGAAAGGAAGGUCAAGGUAAAAUUCCUCCAAGCAGCACCUUGAUAUUUGACAUUGAGCUCAUGGAGAUCCAAAAUGGUCCCAGGUCCCACGACUCUUUCCGGGACAUGGAUCUUAACGACGACUGGAAACUCUCCAGACAGGAGGUGAAGCAUUUCUUGAAGAAGGAAUUUGAGAAACAUGGUUACUCGCCCAAUGACACACAUCAUGAAGUGAUGGUUGAUGACAUCUUCAAAAAUGAGGAUGAGGACAAAGACGGUUUUAUAUCAGUUAGGGAAUUCACCUCCAUACACGAUGAACUCUGAAUGACGGAUUCAACUUUUAAAUUAGUUUUUUUUUUUUUUUUUUUGUAGAUCAUCUUUGAAACGUAUAUAAAUUGAUGUUUUAAACAAAGACUUUCAUAAUUUUAAAACUACAUUUGACCAAUAUUGUCUGAUGUUUUGUUUUAUGUUUUUUUUUUAUUUUGACCUAGAAGUUUUAUAUUCAUUUGCACAUUUCAUAACUUAUUUCCCUUGGACACACAUAUAAAUGUCAUAGUUUUUGUUGCUUUAAGAUGAUUAAACCAUUUUUGAUGAAAUAAACUACUUUUUUCAAUGAUUUAUUUUAGUAACUUGUCCCAGUCUGUAAUGAUGCAGGAUAACUGGUCGCUUCUGUGCAUAUUUACCACUAGAGGGCACUCUUGCCUUUUAUGCUUACAAACGCUUUCAUCUCUUUAAAUCCUCCCCAACUGUAAAAAAUGCACAAUCCCCCACAGUAGCUGACUGACCUAUAUAUUUUUUCUUCAAAUUGAGAAUAAAGUCACGUAAAGCAUCACUUGUUAUCGGAACCAUAUAUUAUGCAUGUUGGAGUAAUUGGAGUUGAAGAUGUUUGAAAUUUUAUUCGGUUUCAAUCUCCAUGUUAUAGAUUAUAUUUCCUCAUGUACUACUUUGAUACAUUUCAAUUUAAACUUUUAAAACACAAAAUGCAUAUUUGAACCGCUUGCAAAAUAAAGACUUUCAACAUUUAUUGACUGAUGCACCAGAGUCUGGAGAUAUAGUGGAAAUGCACAGGAUCCAAGCUGCUUGAGGUUUAUUAAAACAGAGGUAUGCAACAUUUAUAUAUUUGUUAGAACUACCCAUAUGUGAUGGCAGUAUAAUAUGAAGUACUGUAGAUAAUCUUUGAAAAAAUUUGGCUCCUCUGUCUUCUCCCCAUCCACCUGCUGUCCUCUCAAUAAAUACACCGCUUGAUCAGGAACAGCAAAUCAAAACCUGGAGGACUGUCUUACUUUCACCCUUUCACCUUGCUCUCUGCUACGCUACAACCAACACAACAACAGGACCUGCCAUGAACCCUCAGCCUAGUUCCAUCGAUGACAGUGCAUAAGCAGUUUUCCUGUAACGGUACGUUGUUUUCCACUUGUAAUGCAUUUAGCAGCACAUACACUAGCACGAUUGACAGCGCAAAGACACUCUUCCUGGCUCUGAUUAUUGUUUUUGACUUGCUGCAGUGCUGACCGCCUCCAUAUCUUGCUGCACUGAGGUGGAAAUUCAUGCAAAAUUUGAUCAUUUGAUCAUGUAUUGAGUGCAUUAGACUGUAGAGUACAGACUUUCAGUGGGUUAACUUUUCUGUUUAAAAGAAAAUCUUGAAAUUGCUUUUAAUGUGAUAGAAUUUUCAAGAAACAGAAUUUUUGGGCUUUCAUUAGCUGUAAGACAAUCAACAAAUUGAAUGAAAAUAUAAAAUGCAUCACUGUAUAUGUAAUGGAUCUAUGUAACACCUGAGUUUAAUGUAAAGAACUGAAUUACCGAAUGCACUUUUUGAUGAAAUUCUAAUUUAUUGAAAUGCCUUUCUAUCUAUUGCCUUCAAAUUAUGUAUUGAAUGGCAUAUCAUUAACAAAGUGGUUCACAGGCUUGCUCCUGACCCCAAGCUUGCGGCAGCUCUUGCUGUAGCUCCAAAGCAACUGCAGAGUGUAAAUAACAUGGCCACUAAGCAGAGGCUGUUUAACAUGUGAACUAAAUGUGACUUACGGCUCGAGGCUCAGUCAGGGGACUAGUCAAAUCAGCAACAAGAAGCAGACUGUUUGUUUCUCGGAUCAAAGGAACCAUUGAAGCACGGUACUGCUAACAGCUUCGCUCCAGUCGUCCUCUUUUCCUUUUUUGAAUUAUUUUAAACAUGGAAAGUUUUGGCUGAUCAUUAGCUGAAUACAUCUGAAUAAGAAAUCUGAUUUUGCAAACAUAAACCAACUUCAGGAGUUGGGGGAUGAUGCAAUGGAGGAGAGAAAGGGAGCAAUCUAUUUUAAAGCCACAAUGGUGGUUCAGCUAUCAACUUAUUUCUUAAGCAAAAAAAUCCUAACUUCUGCAUUUACAAAAAUAACGACUUCCCUAUUUUCAUGUAGGCUGGUUCUUUCAAUACAUUAAGUUAAAUAUAAAGAUAUGAGGAAAUGAUUGUAUCAUUGUUUUUGCAAUACUGCAUAUCUAAAAAAAAAAAACCAGAUGACAGCUGACAUGCAUGAGCAACACUCAACAGCCUCAGAGUUCAGAUAGAGAGGUGCCUUUAAGUAGCAGGACAGGAUGUGACUGUGGUGCACCUCUCUCACAAAGAGCACUACUGUUUCUUUUAUGACUCCUUUUCCUCAUUCCUGGAGUUUAUUUGGCUUCUGGCAAAAUGCAACCCUUCUCACCACAUGCGUGCAGGUAGAGCUGGCUCAGUGGGAAAAUAAAGAAGGAAGUAAAAAUGGUAAACACACUGGAUUUUGUUCAUGGUCCUAAAAACCCCCCCACAGGAGUUGAAAUCUAGUUUAGACACGUCUUCAACUUGUCAGUCUACUUCAAACUCAAGUUUUACCUUCUUUAAUAAAACAUCAUUUCAUAAAUUACAUUUGAAUUGCAACUGUCACAAAAAUACAUUUUGAUAAAAUGGAUCUGUAGAAAGGAUUCAACAAUCACAUUAAACCAAGUGAUAAAGGAACAUGCUUGGCACAGGCGUCACUUUGGGCCCUCGUGUGGUGGUUGUGGUCGUCAUCGAGCGAUGUUACUGGCUUAAAAUAACAAAAUGUAUAUUUUAAAAAAAAACACUACUUUACUCGAACAAAUCCCCAGUAAUAGUCUGCACACUCAAACUUUGCAACACUACCAACCAAAAUGUGCACAUAGGAGUCUGGCACAUGUGUUGCACCCUUCAAGAGACACAAUGUCAUCAUAUCCGCAUAAAUGAUGGAUCCUGAAACUGUCUGCCUUCUUCUGAUGUGUCAUUUCUGUUUUGACCCUUCUGCAGGUCCACCAACAAGCAUUUCCAAGAACUUGUAUAUAUAAACUAUGGAGCACGAAAAUCUUUACAAAAUAAAUCUUUACAAUUGAUGCAAAAAAAGUGCUUUAUGAAUGUCUUGUUUCUUUUUUUUUUUUUAAGUACACAAGUUAAGUCUGACUCUAUCUACAUUGUAUCAUUCCAGUGUUCCCACAAAAUGCAGGUGAGCAUAAAUUUGGCUGACCUGCAAGGUUCAGAUUAAACAGCACCAGGCCUUCUUCAAUUUGGAUCCACACUAGUCCUACAGUGUCCUCUGCACCCUUUGCCUCCACCCUUUGUAAAGAUGUUAAAGAGCCUUAAAAUAACUUCACUUUGAAAAUCCUACCUUUAAUUUGAGUAGACUUACUCAGCCUAGUCUGCCAUCUAUUUUACUACCCCAAACUGUUACUCUAAAAUAAAUGUCACCUAACCAUUUUUGAAACUGUGACGUAAAAGGCUGGAUGUGGAUCCAAGUUUCGUCACCAUGAGGCAGAGAAAGAAACCAACUCUUGAGGAAGAGUAAGAGCUGUUCUAUUUUCAGAAUGGGGUUGUGAAGAAUAUUGAAAUCAGGGGAGCCAAUAAAUGUGGUCCUGGUAAUUUUGGGAAGAAUAGUUAAGUCUUAAUAGCAAGAUUCGUUUAUUUUAAGACAUCUAUAAAAGGAGGUUGGGGCAAUAAGUGUGGAGGGUGCUGCAUAUCACAUGGUGCUUUCAUCCUGACUGAUCUACACCAGGUAGCAACAGCCUUUAAGAGAUAAACUUAGGGAACAAAUAACGUAAACAAAAAAAA
Xiphophorus couchianus (Monterrey platyfish) is the source of this 4493-nucleotide messenger RNA. It is a transcript of the gene fkbp14, whose product is annotated as FKBP prolyl isomerase 14. The transcript is spliced from 4 exons. Gene Ontology annotation, molecular function: peptidyl-prolyl cis-trans isomerase activity; calcium ion binding. NCBI's taxonomy places the organism in Eukaryota, Metazoa, Chordata, Actinopteri, Cyprinodontiformes, Poeciliidae. Bases 119 to 754 code for a protein of 211 amino acids. The record is from RefSeq and is a predicted model, not a curated record.